CAAAGGUGUUCUAUUGGUCAGGACUGAAAAACAACACCUGCAUUCAGUGAUUUGGAGAGGCGUCCCAAAACCUUUGGCAAUAUAGUGUAUUUUCGCACGCAGCGCAGCAGCAGGAAGGCGCGAGCCAUUGUCCGCUGUUGGUAGGGAGGGCGGAUGGAGCUCUGGAAAGCACUUCCGGUCCACCGGAUGGUGUAAACACGGGGAGCAGGAACGUUAGCUUUGGAGCUUUACGGUUUCGGUGCUUUAAAGGAUGGAGCUAAGGCUCUCGAAUAGUUCUUAUAAUUGUUUGCUGUGGCUGUGCAUCUUUGCGCUAUGCGCCAUCAUAGGUAUGCAUCCAGUUGCUUCUAUAGAAGUGUACACUCCCGCUGAGGUGUUUGUAGAAAAUGGAACUGCUGGAGUACUUAAAUGUACUUUCAAAUCAAAUCAAGUGAUCAGUAGCCAAGCAUCAGUUUCCUGGUCUUUCAUUCCAGAGACCUCUUCGGAUUCUACUGGCGAAACUAUCUUCCACUAUGCUGGUGGGAAAGGGUUCCCAGACAGCGCUCAGUUUAAGAGCAGAGUUGAGUGGGCAGGGGACCUGAACAAAAAGGACGGCUCCAUUCGCAUCAAUAUGAUGCAGUUCAACGACAACGGCACGUACUCAUGCGAUGUGAAGAACCCUCCUGAUAUAGCAGGCAAACCUUCACAGGCUAAGCUCAGAGUUGUGAAGAAAGAGUCCCUGCCUCAGACGAGCCCAGCAGUGAUUGUGGGCGCAGUCAUCGGUGCAAUCAUCGGCGUCAUCAUCAUCGCUGUAGUCGCAUAUCUGUUAAUAAGAGUAAUGCGGUCCACCCGUGACUACGAAGGCUGCACUUCCAUAGAGAGUGUGAGCACACAGGCGGCUCAGCCGGGGAAGAAAGCUGAGUCCAGCACAGAUGGCUCACGCUCUAGCAGCCCUUCGGCUCCAGUACAGGGCCCGGUGAUAUACGCUCAGCUCGAUCACUCCGGCAGCAAGAACUCUUUCCACAAGAUGGAGCCUGUGGUGUACGCUGACAUCCGUAAGAACUAGAAAGAGCAAGAGAACAGAUAGUAGUACUCACUCCUCCAGCAACACUCCAUUUUGAUCUGUUUUUAUUAUUUUUUUUUUUUUACUUAAAUAAACGAAUGACACUCUCGCAUGUUAAUUAUGUCCCAUGUACUGGGAGGCUUCAAAGCAACAUAACAUGAUGUUAUUAGGCUCUGAAUUAUUACCACUCUAAAUGCAGUUAAACUGAUUAGUCUGUUCCCCCCAUAUUGAAUCUGUGCAUGUUGCUUAAUUAGACUGCUAUCAGAUGGUUCGAAAAAAUCAGCUAUUUGAAUUACUGCCAUUGUGCUUUUUCCACUGAAGAAACGCCACAUAGAGACAUUGUUUAAUAUAUAUGUUGUGAAUUUUUUAACUCGGGUAAAUUACGCAGUUACGAUGUCCUCCUUCGUCUUACUGAUUUUAACAGGCAACAACUCGAACCACAGCAAAUGAACAUGACCAAAUGAGCUGUUGAUUUUACAGACCAAAUUCCACCUAACAACUGUCCAGGUCUGGGUGCUUAGUUAAAAACUUAAAAAAAAAAAAAAAAAACACUUCUAAGAUUUGUUUAUAAUUUUUCCCACUUGUUUUUAAGUAAUGUUAACACCUAACAAGCAAAGACUUUGCAAAGUUUAUGCUUACUCCAAGCAUUUUAAUUGAAUUCAGUGAAGAAAUUCUCAUCGAUUCUGCAAAAGACCAAGCUUAAUAUAUGUCUUAAAAAUGGUCAUGGCACCAAGUAUUUAGAAGUCUUACUGUACUACAAACAUUUUCUUUUAUGCUUACAAAAUUCAGGUUCCAAGGUAUUGUCGUCGCCAUCCUUUGGUAAGCGGAUGUUCUUCCAAAUGUAUUGUAGGUACAGCUGUGUAAGCAGCGGGAUGGUAGGGUGCGUAUGUCUGCUUAGCCGCAACCUUUUCCUGUAAAUGAUCAUCUGUGUUACGUUAGCGGUUAGCCUAAUAGAGGAUAGAUCGUCAUUAGCGAUCAUGUUCUUUUAGAUAUAUUCCAUGUCGAUCCGCUCAGUAUGCUGCAUUGCUGCCUCUGUUUUGUGACAUGCCAAAACAGACAUUCCUCUGAUUUUAUUAUCCCUCUGUAAGUCUUAAUUGUUUCUCUUUGCACAUUAUGAGGUGACAUUGUAGCUUUGUUUAUUUUCUGGUUUGUUUUAGAAAAAAAAAGAAUGCAAAUUCGUAAGGGACACUACAGUAAAUGUUAAUUAUAACCAAAAUCAUCACAUUCCUGACGGUUAAUAUUGAUGCUGGACCUUUGUCAUGCAGUCUUGUGUUUUGAAAUAGCAUGUAUAUAGAUUAUUGUUUUUAUUUGGGGAAAAAAAAAAAAAGUCUGUCGUUGCCAUUUAAAAGUGGUAAACUUCCGAAAGCAUUGGGAUUAUGCGCUCGAGUGCAGUUUACAUCAACGUUGCACCGUAAAAAUGUGACUGAUUUCCGAGGCUUUCGGUCGGAAAGUACGCGUUGAUCUCCACAGCAUGUUUUGACUUCUAGCACUAUUGUCCUUACGUUUCCUGUGUGUUAAUGCAGAUUAAUGAUGUUAAUGACGUGUUAAUAAUGUGACCAUUCUUUGAGAACUGGAAUGUUGUGAAUCAUAGUGCCUUUUUCACAUUUCAUGUACUAACUCAGUCCCAUUCUGCGUGUUCUGUCAUUCCUGUUUUGUAUAUGAAACCCUCGCUAUCUGAUUUCUUUUUAUACAUAUAUAAAAUAUAUAUAUGAAAGUC
Molecule: messenger RNA, 2756 nt
Organism: Hemibagrus wyckioides
Lineage: Eukaryota; Metazoa; Chordata; Actinopteri; Siluriformes; Bagridae
Gene: mpzl1l
Product: myelin protein zero-like 1 like
Exons: 6
Coding region: 251-1042 (263 amino acids)
Cellular component (GO): cell surface; membrane; focal adhesion
Source: RefSeq, a predicted model, not a curated record